This is a messenger RNA of Paramecium sonneborni, 1774 nucleotides long. NCBI's taxonomy places the organism in Eukaryota, Ciliophora, Oligohymenophorea, Peniculida, Parameciidae. The record is from the annotation of a GenBank genome assembly.
AUGAGACAAUCUUAAUCAUUAUUCUCCAAAUUCAUUUAGAAUAUGAGACUAAGAAAUUAAUUGAUUUUCAUAGCUUCAGUUUAGGCAUUCAUAAUAAUUUUUUAUGUUAUAGGAUAAAAUAUGAUUCACCUUUCUCUACUUAAUGAAUACUUUUCAGACACUUCAAACAAUUUGUACAAGGAAAAUUCAAAUAGGAUUCAAUCAAAUAUAAUAAAGUUAUAUAGAAGUUACUUUGAUAAAGUUUUCUAUUUAAGUAAGAAUAAAUAUAAUUAGAUGGUAACACCUUAAUCUCAUUUCACAGAUUAUAUCAUUAUACAAAAAAAUAAGUAAUCAUUUAGAAUAAUUUCACAACAAAUGAAGCCUUCUAAAUGCCAUUUGGUGGAAUAAAUCCAAUCCCAGAUCCGUUUCGUAUAGUCAAAGGAUAUGGAAGCUUUGAUAUUUCAUUUAGCUUUAUGUGUUAUUCAAACUUAAGUUCAUAUAACUAACCUAAAACAAUAGAAGAAUUAGUUGGAAUUAAAAUGUAGGAAUAAGUGUAAGCCUAUGGUUAACUUUUAUAUUAAGGAAGUGAGAUUAACCAAUAUUUCUUUUACUCAUAUAUUGUAAAAGAGAAAAUAACCUCAAUAUAUCCAUGUUUAAAUAGAAAAGAAGGAAUUUAUAGUUAUAAACCAGAACAAAGGGAUUGGUAUAUUGAGUUAUAAAGAAACUAUGAUUAAACAUAAAAUUAUGAUACAUAUAAUUAUACAUUUACAAAUCCUUUUAUGUGUAAAUUAAUUUAUCAUAAUUUAGUAUUUACUGAAAAACAAAUUGGAUUAUCAAUGGCAAUGCCUAUAGUAGAUGAAUAAGCUAAAAUGAUAGGUGGAGUAGGAUCAAUAUUUUUAGGAAAUGAAUUUGUUUAAGAAGCUGGUUAAGUUAAAUUUGGAUUUCAAAUUAUAUAUCUAAUUUCAAAUGAAGGAAUAAUGAUUAUGCAUCCUUAUAAAGUUUCUAACGAAUAUCUACCUCUAUUCAUAUAUAAUGAGACAAUUACAGGAUUUAAUUAAUCAGAUUGGUAAGAGAUUUAAAAAAAAAAUGGAUCUUCUUCUUGUCCAAAUUUUGAUUAAUACAAUUCCACUCUUUAAUGUCGAUUCAAUUCUGUAUAUAAAUAAGAGAUGAUUAUUGGUAUUUAAGAAAUACCUCAAUUUAAGAUGAUAUUAAUAAUGUAUAAUAAUUUAUAAACUCUAGGUUAUUAAGUAGUCAAGAAUACUUUGAGUUUUAUUAUAAAUUUUAAUAGUAAUUAUAACUAAACUUACAAGAAACUCUAUCUUCAAAUAUUACUACUUUAUUUGGAUUACUGGUAAUAGUUUGCAUUUGUAUAUACAUACUUAUUUAGAUUCUCUUUUUUCCUAUCUAUGUAGUAUAGGAAUAAGCAAAAAAUAUGACUUCAUGUAUAAAGAAAAAAUAAAAAACCAUACCAAUAUUUAUUUAAAAGUUUAUGAGCAAUUAAGUUCGAUAAUUGCUAUAAUCUUUUAAGUUUAUCGAAAAUAAAUUAGAAUUUAUAUCAUUUCGAAAAACUGAAUAAUGCUCUUUUAUUGAGAAUAUUUAAUAUCCUUAAAAAAGCAUAUCAUUUUAACUUCAUCUAAAAUAAUAUCAACAAUACCUUAAGAUUCACAAAAUUAAUAAAUUAAAAUUAUUAUAAACACAAAAAGAUCACAUUUAAUAAUUAUAUAUGUAAAAUAGCCUUAAUUUAAAACAAAUUCUAUAAUUAAUAAAGAAAGUUAAUUUGUUUUAAGCUUUUUGA